Temnothorax curvispinosus is the source of this 590-nucleotide messenger RNA. Its product is annotated as probable cytochrome P450 6a13. The transcript is spliced from 4 exons. The record is from RefSeq and is a predicted model, not a curated record. Gene Ontology annotation, molecular function: oxidoreductase activity, acting on paired donors, with incorporation or reduction of molecular oxygen; iron ion binding; monooxygenase activity. Lineage: Eukaryota; Metazoa; Arthropoda; Insecta; Hymenoptera; Formicidae. The annotation marks the transcript as partial.
UAAAACACGUUUUUAUGAAUCUGCUCAUUCAACUCAUGGAGAAAGGCUAUGUUGACGAUGACAAGAAGACCACCGACGUAACAUCUGGCUUCGAAACUUCCACGGCGACGGCAACGUUCGCUUUAUACGAAUUAGCUCAUCAUCGAGAUAUACAAGACAAAGUUCACAAGGAAAUCGACGAAACGUUGACAAAGCAUGAUCUGACCUACGACGCUAUGAACGAAAUGCCUUAUCUAACCAAAGUAAUAAAUGAGACUCUGAGGAAAUAUCCACCUCUUCCAAUGUUGAAUCACAUUUGUACUAAAAAUAUUAAUCUACCGACAACGAACAUUCAUCUGCCAAAGGGGACUUCUAUUUUUAUACCAAUACUUAGGCUGCAUUGGGAUCCAUCGAUUUAUCCUGAUUCAGAUAAAUUUGAUCCUGAACGAUUUAACGCAGACGAGAAAGCAAGAAUGCAUCCUUAUGCUUAUUUGCCAUUUGGAGAAGGCCCACGAAUCUGCAUUGGAGCGCGAUUUGGACACGUGCAAACGAAAGUUGGACUCGUGAGUCUUCUUUUCAAAUAUAAGUUCAAACCUCACUCCCAGACUGCA